AUGUCGUCGUACAACGACAGCGACGCGGCGGAGCGGCCCAUGCGACUCAAUCGCUAUAUCCCCUCCCCGAUUCUGUCACCGAUCCCGACGAGCCCCUCGUACUACUCGCACCGUGAAGGGAGGGACCGCAGCUCCAACCUCCAGGCAGGCGCCGGCGACGCGCAGCAGCGACGGUGGAGAGGCGAGCGGGACCCAUCACGGCGUCCUCCGGUGGAGCCCGUAGCGGGCCAUGAUUCAUCCUCGAGGCACCGCGCAGCAGAGGACUUCCGCAGCAUCCCGCGAGCUGCAUCAUCGCCACGUACGCCGCAGGCCCACGCCCGCUCUGCGCGAGGUCAAGCAUGUGCUGAGGUGGAUCCGGUCACCGAAGAGCAGCAGAGCGCCGAGAAGUGCACAAGUGACGAAGGUCUUGUCGCCGCAAGGCCUCGCCCUGUAGCGGGGGACGUGAGGGAGCGUCCAUCCUUUGGAACGAAGGCGUGCCGCAGUACUGCAGACGAGGAUGACGUCAGUGCAGAGCCCGCAGCUCGUACACAACGAGUUGCAAGCGACAGUGUUAGAUCUGCGCACGACUCACGUCGCGUGAGGGGUGCGCUUAGACGUGAGGAUGAAGACAGCGAAGGCUGCCGCGCGCUCUCGGCUGACCCUGAGAACUGGUGGUCGCGGAAGUCGUUGCCCGCCGGCUGCGCGCGAUGUAACUACCGUCUUCCCGAGGACCUGAUCGAAUACCUGCAGGAGACGUCGAUGUACCGGUCGGUGCCACGCCCCUAUUGCCCGGAAUGCGGCACUCGACUCGCGCCCGCUGUCAGGGACACCCGUGGCGACGGUGACGACAGCGUCUAUGACAGUCCACGGUUACCACCGCGUCCCAGCCCACCGCGACGACGAGAGCGCCGCUCAAAGCCCGUGAACGCUCCUCAGCAAAAUCCCCACGAAAGGCGAAGCAGCUCUUCGGCGUCAAGCGAUAUCGAUAUAGACGUGCUAGAUGCCGGCAGCGGCUCCAGCGAUGACCCAAAGCACGAAUCGCAACCGUCGCGGGGAGCGCCGCCGCAGUUCUCCCGCCCCAAGCCCACGACCGAGAAGCCCGUGCCUCCCCCACCACCUUGUCAUCCUCCGACGCCAGUGCCACCGCACCGUGGCGGAGCACAUGGCGACACCGAAUGGACGCCCAGGGAGAAGUCUGUCAUGGUUCUGGCCAAGUCGCCAUACCUCACCCUUGAUACCGUGCCCUGCAGCCUUGAUUACGCCACGAGAGCGGCGGUGGCAAGCAAUGACCGGCGUCGAGGCCAGGAAGGCAUCAGCACCCUCAGCCCAGACGGCAUCGCCGCUCCGUGGGUAGUGGGGGGGUGCAUGGCGUGCUGCCAACAGGCUAGCGCCGGCCUCGCGGGAAUUUGUUGCUGCGCCAUGCCCUGCGUCCUCUUCCGCGAACGCCAGCAGCUACUCCUGCACAAACUGCGCAGUCGCUACAUCUGCUGCGCCGGUGCCUUCCCUUGCUGCGUUCCACCGGCGUCGCUGCGUCCGGAGCUGUACUACACGAUAGGGCCCGAUUACCUCUACAGCCCCGCCAUGGACGCUGCGGCCGGUCGAUAUUGGGAUGGCGUCCUCGACGCCAGCACGGCAGUGUCUCAGCAGCGGCACUGGCAUGACCUUUGCACGGUGAGCAAUGAUAAGGGCGAAGGGCGGGUGACCUCAUCAAACCUCGCCGGAGGUGGACGGGCGUUACUUGCCGCCUUCCGUUCCGUGAACGGUGUCGCCUCCCCCGCCUCGCUUGUGAACCCGCAGACGGGCCUGCCCCUGGACGGCUGCUACUCAAACGUGCCUUUCUACCAAAGCGUCAGGCCGUCCGCCUGCUGUGUCACCUCGUCGGCGCCCGCUUCAGUGGGCACAGGUUGCUGUGGCUGCAUCAGCUGCGCCUGUGACAGCACGCGUGGUUGCUGUCUCUAUUGCGCGCACCCCACCGCCCACUGUUUGGCGUGCCCCCUGUGCUGUCUGUGCUGCGAGAUGACGUGCUGCAUGCCGUGCGCUCUGUGGGCGAACCGGCUCCUGAUCCGCCAGCAUUACCACCUCGUCCCCGACACGGCCGUCGACGGAGGGGCUGUGUGCUGCUACACGUGCUGUGUACAGUGCUGCACAUGCUUGUGCACGCGAGCGUACGCCCCGAAGAUGGCCAGCGCCGCCAUGGACAAGCGCAUCGGCAGUAUUGCUACGCCUGUAGCAAGCACGGCUAAGGCUGCCGUAUCACCGACGUCCCUUUCGUGCUGGUUUCAGCUGUCCACCACUGUCGCCGCGUGUCUGGCGGCUGUGUGCUGCUUGUGUCCCUGUGCGGCCUGUGGGUUAGCGCAGCAGCGAGAUCAGAUCCAUCGGCUGGGAUACCCGCUUGUCGUUGAAGUUCCUCCAGAAAUCGACAUGAUGUAG
Molecule: messenger RNA, 2409 nt
Organism: Leishmania major strain Friedlin
Lineage: Eukaryota; Euglenozoa; Kinetoplastea; Trypanosomatida; Trypanosomatidae
Exons: 1
Coding region: 1-2409 (802 amino acids)
Source: RefSeq, a predicted model, not a curated record